AUGGAGCUGUACAGUCACAUUAUUUCUCCACCGUGCCAAAAUGUGCUGCUGGUUGCGAAAAAACUUGGAGUCACGUUAAACAUCAAGGAGACUAACGUAGAAGAUCCCGUAGAGGUGGCCGCUCUAACGAAGAUAAACCCCCAACAUACAAUCCCAACGUUCGUCGACGAGGGGCAUGUGAUCUGGGAGUCGUACGCUAUCGCGAUUUAUCUGGUGGAGAAGUACGGCAAAGACGACGCACUGUAUCCCAAGGACGCGAAGGUCCGUUCCGUCGUUAACCAGCGGCUGUUCUUCGACAUCGGAACGCUUUAUAAGAGCGUCCUCGCCAACAUUGAUGCUGUGCUGGAAGGAAAACAGCCAAGUGAAGAGCUGAAGGAAAAGCUGAAGAAGGCACUCGAUCUGACGGAAAAGUUUGUCACCGAACGAGCGUUUGUCGCUGCCGAUCAUCUGACGAUCGCGGACAUUUUCGUGCUUGGUAGUGUGACCGCACUGGGUUGGGUGAAAUAUGGUUUGGAAGCGUACCCGGGCAUUCAAAGCUGGGUUGCUAAGGUAACGGCCGAAUUUCCGGAUUAUGCUGAAUUCCACAAGGAGCUUACUGAAGGUACCGAGGCGUACAUAGCUGCAAACGCAGCCAAAUCAAACUGA
Molecule: messenger RNA, 645 nt
Organism: Anopheles coustani
Lineage: Eukaryota; Metazoa; Arthropoda; Insecta; Diptera; Culicidae
Product: glutathione S-transferase D5-like
Exons: 2
Coding region: 1-645 (214 amino acids)
Biological process (GO): glutathione metabolic process
Molecular function (GO): glutathione transferase activity
Source: RefSeq, a predicted model, not a curated record